UGGGUGGCUGUGUGGAUGCCCCUGAGGUGGGAGCAGAGGGUUUCCAGUGCUGCAGGAGCCGGGCUGAUCUCCUUUCUUUCCUUGCAGUACAUCGGGAGCCUGGAUGUGCCGCGGCCCAACAGCCGCGUGGAGAUCGUGACGGCCAUGCGGCGCAUCAGGUAUGAGUUUAAAGCCAAGAAUAUCAAGAAGAAGAAGGUGAAUCUCAUCGUGUCGGUGGACGGUGUGAAGGUCAUCCUGAAGAAGAAGAAGAAGCUCCUUUCAUUGCAGAAAAAAGAGUGGGCCUGGGACGAGAACAAAAUGCUCGUCAUGCACGAUCCCAUCUACAGGAUAUUCUAUGUAUCUCAUGACUCCCAGGACCUAAAGAUCUUCAGCUACAUUGCCAGGGAUGGCUCCAGCAACGUCUUCAGGUGCAACGUCUUCAAGUCCAAGAAGAAGAGCCAGGCCAUGCGCAUCGUGCGCACCGUGGGGCAGGCGUUCGAGGUGUGCCACAAGCUGAGCCUGCAGCACACGCAGCAGAACGCCGACGGCCAGGAGGACGCGGACAGCGAGAGGAACGGAGACGACCUGGACGUGCCAGCCUGCCGCCUCUCCGGCGUGGACAGAGCGGCCGCCUCGGCCGAGGAGACCGACAUCGACGCCGUGGAGCUGCCGCUGCCCGGAGCCGACAUCCUGGACUUCAGCCGCGGCGUCACCGACCUGGACGCCGUGGGCAAGGAGGUGGGUGCCACACCGGGCCCAGGGUCCCUGGACGCCGUGGGCAAGGAGAGCUGCCUCCACCCUGAAGAUAUCCUGACAGCGUCACCCAAGAUGCUGCUGCCCUCAUCUGCCCAGCUGCCCGACCUGGGAACACCCCUCUCUGCCCACCACCAGAUGCAGCUUCUCCAGCAGCUCCUGCAGCAGCAGCAGCAGCAGACACAAGUGGCCGUGGCACAGGUCCACCUGCUGAAGGACCAGCUGGCGGCAGAAGCGGCGGCACGGCUGGAGGCCCAGGCUCGUGUGCACCAGCUCCUGCUCCAGAACAAGGACCUGCUGCAGCACAUCUCGCUCCUGGUCAAACAGGUGCAGGAGCUGGAGCUGAAGCUGGCGGGGAACACGACCACAGGCUCCCAGGACAGUCUGCUGGAGAUCACCUUCCGCUCCAACGCGCUCCCCGUCCUCUGCGACCCGACCACCCCGCAGCCCGAGGACACCCACCCGCCGCCGCUGGGCCCCAGCUCGGCUUUCCCCAGCGCCGUGGGCAGCCCCAUAGGUAGGAACGACUGUCUGGUGAAGCUGGAGUGCUACCGCUUCCUGCCGGACUCGGGGCCGCCCGGCCCGGAGCCAGCCCUGGGCAGCCUGGAGCUCAUCAAGUUCCGCGAGUCCGGCAUCGCCUCCGAGUACGAGUCCAACACGGACGAGAGCGAGGAGCGCGACUCCUGGUCCCAGGAGGAGCCGCCGCGCCUGCUCCACGUCCAGCCCAGGCAGGACCUGGGUGACAGCCUGGAGGACGAGAUCGCGGUGUAGGGGUCAGAGGAGGCGGUGCACAGCAGCCAGGACCUGCGGGGGCUGGGAAGGAGCCUGGCCGCAGCCCCACGGCCCUGGCAGGGACGGGACAGCCCGGAGGGAGGGGGCAGAGCAGGGAGCGAGUGGAGGUGAGGAUGGAGCCGUGCCCGGGCCGUGUGCCGGGUGUGCUGUGCUCCGGCCUGCGGGGGCUUGUGUGCUGAGCUGACAGCUCCUUGUGCUCCCCUCUGGGCCCAUCUCCCUUCAAACCGUGUGUCCAGGUGAGGCAGAGUGAAGGACUGCGGCUGGGUUAGCCCCUGCUGCUGCUGCUGGGGAAGCAGUGAAGCAGAGGAAGGGUUUUGCUGGGGGAACAGGAGAGCAGUCUAGGGCGGUGAGCAGGGACGAGAGGGGACAGCUCCGAGGUGAUGAGCAAGGACAGAGCAGCUGGUCGGGCUCUCUGCAUGGUGGGCAGGCUGGGGGACAAGUACAGGACCACGCUAGGUGAGGGUUGGUGACAGUGCACUGUCAGAGUGGGUCUGUGAGUGAGAAGUGAGGCAUUGAGGGACACUGGGGAUGAGCCUGGAAAGGAUUUGAAGGGGUGAGCUGAGCUUGCACAGGCUGGCCAGGUGCAGGCAGCUGCUGGCAGAGGGAUGUGGCAGUUCCAGGACAGGGUUUUUCAGUGCCAAGGCAGGUGGAGGCCGUGCAGGCAGAGCCUGCUCCGCUGCCAGGCUGGAGCAGAGAGGAAGGCACAGCGCAGUGUGGAGCAGGGAGCCAGGGCAUGCAGCACCAAGCUGUGGAGUGUCCUCCCCCUAAUCAUCUAAUCCUUUGGCUCCUCAGCCAAAGCCUUUUUUGUGCUCUCAAGUCACAUUUUCAAACACUUCCCAUCACCACAAACUCCCUGCUUUGCUUUAAAGACAAACCCUCCCAUUUCCAAGCAGUUGUUUUGCCCCAGACCAAGCCUGGGAGCUGCAGUGCUGGCAUUUUACCUUCAGGGAUGAGCACACUUCCAGUCCUCGAUGGAGAGUGAAUUGCUGCUGUCCACAGGGGUGCUUCAUCACACCUCUGGUUUGCACCCUCUGGAAAAGUGAAUCCAAAUCCUCAGGGUCCCCCACCAGCCCUCGAGACACUUAUGACACUGAAAGCCAUCUGUGAGGGCCUGCAAGGGAUCCAGAGCUCAUUCCUUUUCUGGAAACACUUCUACCACCUGCCUGGUGCUGAGCCUCUACGAGGCCAUGAUUGAAGGGGUAUGAACCAAAGUCCUGAUGUCCACCCUGCUUCAUGUGGAAGCACUCGAUGAGGUGGGGAUUUGGCACAGUUUUCCUCCCCAUCCUCCCUCCUGUCCUGCUUCUGCUUUGCUUUGUUGCUUGCUACUCUCACUUUCGCCAGCUCUGUCUCUGCUCAAUCUGCCUGCAGCUAACCCCUGGCUGGCACCACCUCUGGGGCUCCUCCAGGGCUCAGCCUGGCUGCUGGGGAAGGUGCACCACUUCUCUCUGCCCCGGUGCCCUUGGGGCUGAGGGCUGCUGAGGAGAGGUGUGUGCAUGAGAUCCCAGGGUCAGCACGAGCUGUGCUAUGCAUCCUCCACCACACAAGACUGGAUGGUCUUGAGGAACUAGAGGGUCUAGUGGGAAGGAAAGAAGGACAUGUUUCAGUGUCCCCAGCAGUGCCUGGUGUCCAGGGGAGCUCUGCACCAGCCACAGAGCAGGCAGAGUGGGAGAGGAUGCUGUUUGGUACGUGGUGCUCCUGUCCUCUAGGCACCAGUGUCUCCAUGUGCCCUGUCCCACAUGUCCCCAUGUGCCAGCCCCUCUGCUGGGGAGCCAGCAUCCCACUGCCAGCUUGCAGCAGCUGAAGGUGCAGUCAGGGGGUGUGAGGCUGGUCCAGCUGGGAGGGAGAGGUGGGCAUGACAGCAAGCACGAGGCAUGGCGCUUCCAGGGUAGGGAGGGUUGAGCUUGGACAGGGAUUUCGGUGUGGGCAGAUAGAUCAUUCAGAGGAAAGGACAGCAGGAGCUCAGCUCUGCACACGAAGCAGAGAAGGGAGAGCCUGAGAGGAGCAGCAGCAGGCCAGAGGUCUCUUCCAGGCUGGGCUGCCUCAGGAAGCAGGUGGGGGAAUCAUCUCCUGGGCCAGCGCUCCGGUCCAUCCCUGCCGCACACACAGAGCUCAGGCCGUGUCCCGUGAGGGGCUGUGGGGACCAGCUGUGGCCUCGGGCUCCUGCCCCACACUCUGCCCACAGGGGACACUGGCAGGUGCCCCACAGGGGACACUGGCAGGUGCCCCACAGGCCGAGGGGGUGCUGCCAGGGCCGGGUGGGAUGCUGCCAGCCUCAUGCUGCACCGUGGGUGUACACUUGUAAAUGACCCCUCCUAAGUCAGCACUGCCUCCAAGACUCCUCUCUAGCCUCUCACUUUUGUUAUGGACCUUGACAGGGGUUUUAUAGCUAUAUUUUUUGUCCUUUCUUUUCCUACAACUGUCGUAUUACUAACUGUUGACUCAAUCUGUCUGGGAAGCCAAUCUGUCAAUGUAAGUGCACUUAACCCUUGGGUGUUGUCAUUAGUCAACUGGCUUUUGCUAAAUAAAUCUUUCUAUUUCUCAAGG
Molecule: messenger RNA, 4068 nt
Organism: Parus major (Great Tit)
Lineage: Eukaryota; Metazoa; Chordata; Aves; Passeriformes; Paridae
Gene: NOS1AP
Product: nitric oxide synthase 1 adaptor protein
Exons: 9
Coding region: 16-1503 (495 amino acids)
Molecular function (GO): nitric-oxide synthase binding
Source: RefSeq, a predicted model, not a curated record